UGUUCAGUCUCUAUCUCUGAGUGAUGUCUACAUGGGACAGAGGAAAUCUUUAUAAUGGAGCGUUGAAUAUAUGGUUACUGGAAGGAUUUUGGACAGCAGUGGAACAGACAUGAUGACGUUAACAACAUGCAUGGUUGGUUUCAAAAACUCUUGAAAUCAAGAGCAACAACUCAACAUGAGCAAGAAGCCAAAGCAUUGAAAAACUCAAAAAAUCCUGUCAGCAGUGCAUUAACAUCAUCUUCACCUACAUCAUCGCUGCAUUAUUCAUCACCAGGGGCAACCUCUUUUACACAACGGCAGCAGUUUGCUCUAAAGUCUGAGCUGAGAUGGAAACGAAAAUAUGAUGUGUUUGUGUGUCACAGCGCUGCCCAUCAUGACAUUGAAGAAGCCACACGCCUGGUCUCGUUCCUUGAGGCUUCACCCUGCAGCCUCAGAUGCUUUCUGUGGCAGAGGGACACCUGUCCAGGAGGCGCAAUUUCCACAGAGUUUUGUGAAGCUGUGCAGAACAGCCACUUACGGGCUCUGCUUAUCACUCCCAGCUUUGUUCAGGAUGACUGGUGCAAUUAUAUGAUGCACCAGGCUGUGGCAGAGGGACCUAUGUCUCGUAGGAUGAUUCCUCUGGUUAAGAACUUGUCACUGUCCCAGUGUCCAAAAGAACUGAAAUUCUAUUACUACAUUGACCUGAGCAGGGACCCUGACCGAGGCUAUACUCUCGUCAUCAAGACCUUGAUCAGCUACCUGGAAGACCUACUUAAAAACGAGAUGGAACUAAGUUGCAGCAUGGACAGUUCUAAUAGUGGAUUAGACGAAGAAGGCAGCCCGUUAAAAAACAAGCUCACGUGAUAGAACAACCCCACUGGGACUUCUAUUUCGGGGGAAUUGAUGCAGAACAGAAAUAAAAGCUUAAAUGCCAUUUGCAUUGAUCAUCAUAAACAGUAAUGUGAUGAAGGACGAAGGCUCUGAAUAGAAAAACACUGCUGCUAUUGACAGAACUGUUUUUUGGGGGUGGUUUUUUUAAAUCACAUCAUGCAGAGAUUUGAAGUAAAAGUUAAACUAUGGUGUCAUUAUUAUACUUUUCUUUUUGGUCCUUUAUGAAUAUUAGGUGUCUGGGGAGGAUGUUCAUUCAGUGAACAGAAAGCACUUCAUUCUGGGCAACGUCUGGGUUUAUUUCCUGUAUCAGAUUUAGAGAAAUAUUUCAGCACAUAAAGAGGAAAUCUGUGUGACCCAAUUUGUAACCUAUAAAUCAAACCAAUUGUGGCUCAUCGUUUAAAAGGAGUUAGAAUCAAAGUGAGGGCUACCAUAACAGGACAUAGUGUUUGCCACUAGGUGGUGUCUUUUCCUUUAUAUUCCAGCUGAGGAGAUGCCAGUUUUGAAUAUAUGAGGGGGGCAGAUGGGUUGAGAGAGCAAGAGUGAGAGUGAAAUGGAAGUACCCACCCAUAACAAACUGCUGACAGCUGCAUGAUGUUUUGUUGAACUGGACUUCAAAUAAUAAUAGAGAGAAUGUAAUUCCUAGUGAGAAAAGAUACAGCUCUAUGCUUCUGUCUAUUUUAAUCUACAUUUCUCUAAACACAGAAAGAUAUCAGACUGAUGGUGUUCAUCUGCUUGUAUAAAUAUUUCUGACUAUCAUGCAGCUGGCUGGUUUCUCCCUGAGACUAUGUUCUUUCUGUGCAUUGGUUAGCCUAAUUGGCAUUUCGAAACAGUCCAUGUAAUAGUGAGCUGUAAAGGGUGUGCCCUGUCUCUCUGCCAAUGUCAGCCUGGAUAGCUUUCAGGCCCAGACGUCCCUCUGAAGGAUGAGCAGGUAUGGCCAAUGAAUGGAUAGUUGGAACAAAGUCUAAACAUGUUGAAAUAUUGGAAGUAACACCCUGCCUCCAAACUCUAAAGAAUUUUUAGUUCUCUGUUCAUUAAAUGUUCUUGGCAGCCCCUUCCCUUGUUAAUCAAAUAUACUGGCAGAUGUCAGAUAGCUGGCAUUUUGUUAAUUCUAUGAAAUAUCAGUUAUUCACUGAAUCAACUGGAGCAUAUCGUUUGCAAUUGAAUAGCAUUCUUUGUUAAUGCAUGCAUGGAUUUUUUUUUCUUUUCUCUUUGCUUUUUUUUUGUUUGUUUUAAACUUUUUUUUCUUUUUUACAUAAUGCACUGUUAUGUUCCAAGAAGUGCUACAUGUUCCUUUUUUUGGUUUUUGUAUCAUCCCCCCAUCCCUCUAAACAACAGCAGACAUUUAGCACCACAAAAAAAACAAAAAAAAAAAAAAACCCUUGACAAUCGCCUCUUUUGUGGCAGGUCAACAAUGUAACAUAAAAUUUAGACUAAUCUCUGAAAGGCACAGAUGUUCGAUGAGACUUUUGUUGUUACCAUUGCAAAUCCUCUCUCUCUCACACACACACACACACACACACACACACACACAAGCACACACAUACACAGUGAGUUACAUGGAUGACCCCUGACUUCAGAGAAAGAGAGACGUAGCACAUUUUACUUGUAAAUGAUGCAAAAAAACAACUUUAAUGUAACGUCUAUGUCUUUAAUAAUCACAUUAUAUAGCUGCCAGAUAUUGUGUCUUUCAUUUUCAGACUAAAAGGUUACAAUCUGUCGUUACUGAAAUAAAAAGUGCAUUCAGACAAGACAGGAUAAAGUUUAGUGUAAUGUUAAUUUCAUUCACUAAAAAUUGUGUUCGCAUGCAUCUGUCAGCUAUCUUUCUUUCCAUUAACCUAGAUGAGAAGUUGGCAAGACUAGACAAGUUACAAACAUAACAUUGCUGGUGAAGAAAGAUGAGUCAAACAUCCAAUUUUGUCAUAUAUAUUUAUAUGGACUAUUUUAAACUUUACCAAGCAGCUGCUGGCCUUAGAUUCACAUCAAUUGUACAAACUUAUGAGCGUGGUAUCAAUAUACUGGUCUAACAAGAAACCCCUCCAUAAGUUUGAAUUGACCUGUCUCCAAAAGACAAUGGUAUAGUGUUAGAUGUAUUAAAAAAAUACAGAUGUAUUAACAUAUAAUGACAGUAUUGCUUGCAUUUGAAGGUGUAGCCACAAGCAGCUUUGUUGCAAUUUAGAAAAACUGGCUAACAGAUGUUAUUGAGUGCUAAGCUUGUUGUCCAUGGUAAAGCACACAAGAUAUUCUUCUAGUACACAUUUAAUAGUCAGAAAAUCCUGCAGAUUUUGAAUGAUUCUAUGCCAGGUAAGGGUAUAAAGGGUAUUUAGGACCUCACCUGUUAUAUAACAGGUGAGGUCCUAAAUAAUACUGUUUUUUUUGCUUGAAUAAGUCCACUGGGUAGAAGCUAUCUAGCCUGCGUGGCACAUCAAGCAUAGUGGAGCAGUACCAUCGUAAAAAAAAAAAAGUGUAAAAUACUGUAACCACAGUACCACACCACACCACAAUAAAUGUCUGUCUUAUU
Messenger RNA from Stegastes partitus (bicolor damselfish), 3388 nucleotides. It is a transcript of the gene tirap, whose product is annotated as toll-interleukin 1 receptor (TIR) domain containing adaptor protein. Gene Ontology annotation, cellular component: cytoplasm; plasma membrane. Gene Ontology annotation, biological process: positive regulation of tumor necrosis factor production; positive regulation of canonical NF-kappaB signal transduction; toll-like receptor 4 signaling pathway. Lineage: Eukaryota; Metazoa; Chordata; Actinopteri; Pomacentridae. The transcript has 3 exons. Gene Ontology annotation, molecular function: Toll-like receptor 2 binding; Toll-like receptor 4 binding. The record is from RefSeq and is a predicted model, not a curated record.